Messenger RNA from Adineta ricciae, 365 nucleotides. NCBI's taxonomy places the organism in Eukaryota, Metazoa, Rotifera, Eurotatoria, Adinetida, Adinetidae. The record is from the annotation of a GenBank genome assembly.
AACCCUUAGGCGUCAGCAAUAUGGAUUGUUAUUUCAUCACUGUAAAGUGCGUGAACGGACGAACGGGCAAACGGACAAACGAACGAACUUUAGCUCAAAUUCUGCGUAUACCCUCCUUUCAGUAGAGGGUAUAGGACACAGAUAAGUAUGAGACAUCUCAAGAGAUCAAUGUUAAACAGCCAGCUAUUGUCUUAUUGAAUCCUGGUGCGCCUGAAGGUUCACUAACCGUUGUGCCAACGACUAACAACGAACAAGAAGAAGCAAAUUACUGGAAUACACGUGCUACUGUCUAUCGCAUGGGUCCUGAUGAAUAUUUUCAUCGAGAUAAUCCACCAACAGCGGAUGCUAACGAUGAGUCCAAUUAA